AUGAGUCCUACAUCAUCAACCAAAAAAGGCGACCUGCCCAAGAAUAUUGUCAUCCGUAGCCGGCGGUCAGAUCCAACAACAGCAUCGAGAUCGCAGAGCACAACUGGAGAAGAGGAUAGUCGCCUUUCUUUCCAUCAGCAGGACCUUACGGGUCCAGUUUUGGAUAGUGCUCGAACAAAGAAGUUAAUGCACUACAUGGGCGUCAAUAACCUGAACUUCGACAUAGCUCGACAUUUCGCUCCAACGGAUAAUGAACACACAUAUACUGGAACCAUGACAGACGGAGUAUUUCGAGCCGCAUCAUCUGGUUCCGAAGGAACAGUAGAAGAACGAAUUUUGCCAAGGCUAACAAGGACCAUCAGAUCGGAAAAAGAAAGCAAACUGAGGCGUUCAUUACGGCGCCAGGGUAGAAAUCUGCAGGACGUUAUUCGGCAAGUGGACGAAUCGAGGGACCGGCUAUCGUCUUUGACCGCAGAUUGCCAUGCAACACUUGACUGCGCCGAUCAGAUGAUGCAAAGAGCAAAUGAUUGGUUUCAAAUGAUGUUGGAUGAUUUGGAAAAGCGAAUCAAAGACGAAAAACAUCUGGUCUCAAUACAUCGGGACUUUCUGGAUAAACAACUGAGCCCGAUUCUUAAAAAGCUACACUAUCUCACAAUGCUGUAUGAAACGCUCAACUACUUGGAUAAAAGGACAUCAGUCAAUGACCGUACAAUGCGGACUUCCAGGCGGAAUAAAGAGUUGGCUCGUGAGUGUAUUACCAAGGUAAGUUGUACCCUUUCAUGUUCUUCCACCCAACUGUCUACGAACGAGUCAGUUCCGAUGUUUCUAUACUGCUUACGAUGUACUGGGAAGCCAUGUUCCGUUCCAUAG
Molecule: messenger RNA, 870 nt
Organism: Haemonchus placei
Lineage: Eukaryota; Metazoa; Nematoda; Chromadorea; Rhabditida; Trichostrongylidae
Source: the annotation of a GenBank genome assembly